CUGUUCCUAACACGCAGUAAGUCGUGCCCGUGUGUUUUCGAAUUUCACAAGAACUGUGCUACAAUUUCUAUCGACUUUUACUGAAAGAUUUAUUGCAAAUUAGAGAUGUCGCUGGUACGAAACUCAUCCAAAUUGCUGGUGUCUCAGCUGAAGCGUGUGCAGAGCGUCCCCGUGGCAUUGUAUCACGAAAAUGUCGUUGAACACUACGAGAACCCACGCAAUGUGGGAUCGUUGGACAAGAAGGACACCACUGUCGGCACCGGUCUGGUGGGAGCACCCGCUUGCGGCGAUGUUAUGAAACUGCAAAUCAAAGUAGAUGAUAAUGGAAAAAUCAUUGAUGCAAAGUUCAAGACAUUUGGCUGCGGCUCGGCAAUUGCCAGCAGUUCUUUGGCCACCGAAUGGGUCAAGGGCAAGUCCAUUGACGAAGCUGGUCAGCUGAAGAACACAGACAUUGCCAAGGAGCUGCGUCUGCCCCCCGUCAAGCUGCACUGCUCCAUGCUGGCUGAGGAUGCCAUCAAGGCCGCGUUGGCCGACUACAAGGUCAAGCAGCAGAAGAAGGCUGCCAACUAGAGAGCUUGUAAACCGAAUCUGUGAAUGUAGUCGGAGCGUAUUCAAUAGGAAACGUACAUAUAUAAAGGAACCACUACUAAAAACAAUUAUGAGUAAUCUACAAUACAAUACAAUAUAAUAUAGAGUAUUUUUGCAUUAGAUCAUAGUGUGAGGUGCUCUGUGAGUGAUUGGUCGAGUGACUGCUGAUAAGUGAAUAAGGAAGUAAAGGAUGCGUUGAGCGUUUGAAUGAUUGUCUAAGAGUGUGUUUUA
This is a messenger RNA of Drosophila pseudoobscura, 819 nucleotides long. RefSeq names its product Iron-sulfur cluster assembly enzyme (gene IscU). Gene Ontology annotation, biological process: intracellular iron ion homeostasis; iron-sulfur cluster assembly. The record is from RefSeq and is a predicted model, not a curated record. Gene Ontology annotation, cellular component: mitochondrial matrix; cytoplasm. The transcript has 3 exons. Gene Ontology annotation, molecular function: ferrous iron binding; 2 iron, 2 sulfur cluster binding. NCBI's taxonomy places the organism in Eukaryota, Metazoa, Arthropoda, Insecta, Diptera, Drosophilidae. The coding region runs from base 106 to 570 and encodes 154 amino acids.